Messenger RNA from Pseudocercospora fijiensis CIRAD86, 1687 nucleotides. RefSeq lists its product as uncharacterized. The record is from RefSeq and is a predicted model, not a curated record. The transcript has a single exon. The coding region runs from base 22 to 1275 and encodes 417 amino acids. Gene Ontology annotation, biological process: cellular response to nitrosative stress; nitric oxide catabolic process. Gene Ontology annotation, cellular component: intracellular anatomical structure. NCBI's taxonomy places the organism in Eukaryota, Fungi, Ascomycota, Dothideomycetes, Mycosphaerellales, Mycosphaerellaceae. Gene Ontology annotation, molecular function: FAD binding; oxygen binding; heme binding.
AAAGAUCAGCAUCAAUUCAGUAUGCGUCCUCUUACUCCAGAACAAGUCAAAAUCAUUAAGGCUUUCGUGCCUAUCUUAAAGGAACAUGGCGAUACUGUUACAUCUCUUUUCUACAAGACGCUCCACGAGGAAUAUCCCUUUCUACAUAAUGUCUUCAACCAGACGAACCAAGCCAACAAUCAUCAAGCGAAGGCUUUAGCAGCAUCCCUAUACGCAUAUGCCUCUCAUAUCGACGACCUCGGAGCUUUGAGUCCUGCAGUGGAGAAGAUCUGCCACAAACACGCUUCGCUGUAUAUCAGACCCGAGCACUACAAACUAGUUGGCGAAGGCCUCAUUCGAGCAAUGGGCAGCAUUCUUGGCGAAACUUUCACCCCUGAGAUCAAAGACGCCUGGGAAGCCGCAUACUGGCAGCUUGCGAACAUCCUCAUCGGACGCGAGAACCAACUCUACCAGGCUUCCCAAGGCUGGACAGAUUGGCGCGACUUCACCAUCUCAGACAAAGUCAGAGAAAGCGAAGAAAUCACUUCCCUCUACCUUAAACCCGUCGACGGCGAAACCCUUCCCGAAUACCUCCCGGGCCAAUACAUCUCCCUCCUCAGCCACGUCCCUACACUCGGCUACACGCAAAGCAGACAAUACACCCUCUCCUCCGCCCCUCGAACCAAUCAAUACCGAAUCUCCGUAAAACGCGAAGCAGGCCUCACUCCAGGCUGCAUUUCGAAUCUCCUGCACUCGGACACGAACAUCGGAGAUAUCAUCAAACUCUCCCAUCCAGCAGGCGACUUCUUCUACGACCCUCAAAACGACACCGAGGCCCCACUCGUUUUGUUAUCCGCUGGUGUAGGAAUCACACCUAUGGUCAGUAUUCUAAAUUCUGUGGUGGAACGCGGUUCGAAACAACCGAUUUCUUUCAUUCACGGCGCGAGGAAUUCUUCGGUGCGAGGUUUCGCUUCCCAGAUUCGGAAUUUCGCGGUGGAGAAUGAGAAUGUUCAAGUGACUUUCUUUUUGAAGAGUCUUGAGGAGGGGGAUGUGGUUGGUUGGGAUUAUACGCAUGUUGGGCGAUUGACAGUGCCGGAACUUGUUCGUACGCGGAAGAGGGAUUUGUGGCUUGAGGAUGAGAGGACGAUGUAUUUUGUUUGUGGGCCGGAGGGGUUUAUGGCUGAUGUGGCGCGGGAGUUGAAGGGACUUGGUGUUGACAAUAGCAGGAUUAGGCUCGAGGUUUUUGGGACAGGGGAGAUUCCGACUGAGGUUGAAGCUAAUGGGGUUGCGCACUGAAAUGGUGAUUGAGCUUUUGGCUUAGCACGUCCUGUAGAUCCGAGCACACUGGUCUUCGGGAAGGGCGGGUGGGGUAAGGAAUUGUGUUCAGCACUUGGCAUAGAUGGCUUCACCACUCCAUGUAUUGUAGAAAGGGUCUGAUCUUUGACGAAGGGCUUUGAGGAAAGGCUUUGAAUGACACUGCUGAGCAUAGGUUUGUGACCGGCGGUUCCGUUUAGCGCUCCAGUCACCUUGCUGCUAUCAAAGCUCUGUACUCAUCACCUUGCCCUUUCGCCUUGCGAAACCACAAUGACCUGCCGUGCGGCCACGGUGUGCAAAAGAUUUUGCCAUCAUAUCACGUCCGCAAGACUGUCAGGAGCACCACCCAAACAUCUGAACGCAGUCACCCAAUCAUAACACGACGUAUCUCAUG